This is a messenger RNA of Daphnia pulex (common water flea), 1319 nucleotides long. RefSeq lists its product as uncharacterized. The coding region runs from base 96 to 1052 and encodes 318 amino acids. Gene Ontology annotation, molecular function: protein binding. The record is from RefSeq and is a predicted model, not a curated record. NCBI's taxonomy places the organism in Eukaryota, Metazoa, Arthropoda, Branchiopoda, Diplostraca, Daphniidae. The transcript is spliced from 3 exons.
CUGGAUAAUUUACAACGCAUAUCCAGUUUGAAAACACAGUCGAAUCUUAUUGAAAGACAGCUGUUUUAGCUGUGUGAAAGUAGGCUAAAAUUAAAAUGGCAAAUUUUUCUGUAGCUUCGCCCAUCCAAAUAGGUUUGUUGUUGGUUUUAAUCUGUUGGACGACUGGUUCAACUGGCACGGAUUUUUCUUUAGAAGAAGAAUUUCGACAGCUGAAGGAAAAUUAUAUUCAAAUGAAAGAAGUGGUGAAGAGUCUGGAGUCAAAAUCGACUCAAUUAGAGUCGAAAGUGAUUCAACUUGAGUCAAACGAGGUUAAAAUGAAGGAAAAAGUGACUGAACUGGAAGCCAAAGUACAACAACAAGAUUCGCUCCUAACUUCCUUGUUACGAGAGAAAACCGAACGCGCAACGGCAAACGGUUUUGACUCUUCUCAAGCAACAGCAGUGGCCAUUAACGGAUUACCAUCUUCAUGCGAGGAUCUCAAAACGAUUGGCCACACCCUGAAUGGAUUUCAUUUCGUCAUGGGAUCAGCGAGGAUGGAAUCCGUUUAUUGCGAUUUUACUAAACUUCCCGGCGAUGAGGGUUUUCAAAAAUGGAUCGGAUACGCCGACGUCAAAUCAGCGCCCGUUUAUUUCUACGUCCAGAGAAACAGUUCUCUAUCCGCAUUUGCAAAGAUUCCGUUCGAUUUGGCAUUGAUAAACGAGGGCAACGCCAUGGAUUUAGCAUCCGGAAUAUUCACUGCACCACGAAACGGAAUUUAUUUCUUCUCAUUCGCGGGACAUGCGCGUCUUUCAGCUUCAGAAACUUACGUUUCGUUGGGAGUUUUUCUUUACGUGAACGGGCAUCAGACCGGAACUGCUUACGUGACUGAGGCGAGCACUCCCGGAGAGAUGUGGAGUCCGUUGACCCUGCAGUCGACGCUGAACUUAAAAACAGGCGAUCAAGUUUGGGUGCAGAUCGUUUUCAUGACCCUGUCGACUCUCUUCGACAGCGAAUACCACUACACCCAUUUCACCGGUUUCAUGUUGCAGGAGGAAAUUGCCGCCUCCCUUUGAGUGUUGAUCCGAAAUUUUAAAAAUCGUGAUCGACUUACAAUUGUCAUAAAAAUAAAAAAUUCUAAUUAGAUUAUCAUAAGUGGGAAUUGGAAAAAAAAUUCUUUCCAAAUCAAUCCCUAACGAAAAUAAGCAAUCGAAAACCUUGAACCAAUUUUCUUUGUUACGAAUAAUUGACAAAGGAAACAAAAACAUCUGUGUCCUCUUGUAUCUACGUGCAUUAUAUCUGUCAAUAGAUCACAUUGCAUGCAAUGGUUUCAAAUGGGAAAA